Molecule: messenger RNA, 650 nt
Organism: Ooceraea biroi (clonal raider ant)
Lineage: Eukaryota; Metazoa; Arthropoda; Insecta; Hymenoptera; Formicidae
Product: zinc finger HIT domain-containing protein 1
Biological process (GO): chromatin remodeling
Source: RefSeq, a predicted model, not a curated record
AAGAAUUCCUAGUAUAAACUUGCAAAAUGGCUGCUCGCGAGUCAGGCAGAAUAAAGGAUGCAAAUCAAAAGAGAGUCCUUGAUGACGCCGCGCGUAAACGCAGGCAGAAGAAAGCCUUGGAGGCACUGGAGCAAGAUAAUUUUCAUGAUGAUCCGCAUGCCGAUUUAGUGAUGAGCAAGAAAGCUCCGAAGUUCCAAGAGACGCUAGACAACAGAGGUGCCAGCAGGAAGAAGAAAACGCGAUCGGCAGAAUACUACAAGCAACGCUUUCGCAAAACGUUUGCUCAGCUUGUCGAAGAGGAUCUCAACAUGAAUCCCAAUCCACCCAAUUACGCCUGUGCUCAAGCGCCACCAUCCCGCUUCCCUGAAAGACAUUUUUGUGCAGUGUGUGGUUUCCCAAGUAACUAUACAUGUAUACCGUGCGGUGCUAGGUAUUGUUGCGUGAAAUGCCUGGGAACUCAUCUCGAUACGAGAUGCAUGAAAUGGACGGUCUAAGAGAUUGUAAGUUUUAAUAACUGAGACUUAAUAGAGUCGACACAAAACAACUAUUUUAAAUCUAUAGCCAUAUUUGUUUGCAAGAGAGGAACUACUUUAUAUUCUUUCAGUGGCUUCAAUAAAUAAAAUGAGUUUCAUGAUCUUGCAAAAAAUCAA